AUGAGCCUGAUACCUGACGCCCAUCACCCGUUCCUCUCAUCUUGGAGCUGUUCUUUGGGAUCAACACAGGCAUGGCACCAUUCCCCAACCCGGUCGGAACAACAUUUCGAGCAAAGUUUGGGAAACGGCAUGCACAUCAAAGUCCACCACGAUUGCUCCUGUCGAAUGGUCUGGUCGUCUCUUCUCCUGAAAUGCAUGCAGCAGUGCCGGAAAGAAGUCCACGGGUGGCGUUCCUGUAUGACAGGGCACGCCGCACACGGACGGCCGUCGCGGAGAUGGAUUCCCACUCUUCUGCGCGACGAAAUUGGACAGGACCCGGCGACCUCACGACACGAUCCACACACCCGUGGGUUGGCCCAACCCACACGCAGCAUUGCUCACUUACGUUUGGCCCCAUGGGUUGGGUUGCUGUCGGUUUGCUGUCCCGAUGACGAGAGCAAAGGGCACCGGGGCCGGGGCAAGCCUUAG
Molecule: messenger RNA, 468 nt
Organism: Colletotrichum costaricense
Lineage: Eukaryota; Fungi; Ascomycota; Sordariomycetes; Glomerellales; Glomerellaceae
Exons: 1
Coding region: 1-468 (155 amino acids)
Source: RefSeq, a predicted model, not a curated record